GUACGUUUAUAUCGAAUUCUGAUGAAUCGAGCAAAAUCACAAGUGGCGAACGCACAAGUGUGACUGAAACACUUUGAAAUUCAAUCAAUUUCAAAAAAUUUAUUUAUCGAUUGCCUUCAAUAAUACAAAAUUGUGUAUCGAUGUUUCGCAUACAUAUAUAGUCACAGAUUGAGAAUUGUUUGGUCGAAAGAGAGAAAGAUAUUGAAAGAAAAAUCGGUAUUACGUUUGUGUGAUUUGGAUACGGUCGGUGUGUGUACGCUAAUCGGUUUGGAAAAGAGUUCAAUAAAAGAAAUCACAGAGUCCAAUUCUUCAAACACAGAGAAAUCAAGAUAUAAACAUAAACAUCGAAAUCAUAGUAACCAUGGCGAUUUAUGACUUGAUUGCGGACAAAUUAUUUAUUCAGCUACAAAAAGAAAAUCGUGUGGCUGAUUUAUCCGGUGAAUUUAAUCAACUGACAACGGACGCAUCGCGAGUUGAAUUUGCCGAUAAAGUAUGGACGCACAGUCAAUUAAAAGUUGAUGUACCAAUGCGAUUGCCAAAGGAUCGUGAAAAAUGUUUAGAUUUUCGAAAGCAGGGUAAUCAAUAUUUCUCACUGAAAAGCCGUGACUAUUGUCAUGCACUCGAACUGUACAAUCAGAGUCUUUGUUAUGCUGAACUUGAUAGCGAAGAUAUGGCUAUUGCUUAUGCGAAUCGGUCGGCAAUUUAUUUCGAAUGGAAAAAGUAUGAAAUAUGCUUGGAGAAUAUUCAAUUGGCCAGAGAGCAUGGUUAUCCGGAACGAUUGACGGAAAAGUUGGACCGACGUACGGCCGAGUGUGAACGUGCAUUGAAAAUGGCAAAAGCGAAAAAAUGUAAUAGCGACGACGAAGAUGAUGAUGAUGACGAGGUAGUUUUGGCACCAAAACUUAGCUAUCCACCACAUUCAAAGGUGCCAUUCAUUGCCAAUUGCCUUGAAAUGCGUGAAAGCGAUGAGCUCGGCCGUCAUAUCGUCACAAAUCGAGAUUUAAGCGUUGGCAAAGUGGUCGCAAUCGAAAAUAGCUUUUGCAGUUGGACACUACCUUCGGUACGAUACACAAGAUGUGCCAAUUGUCUUGAAGAAUGUGACUACAAUUUAAUUCCAUGCAAAAAUUGUACAUCAACAAUGUUUUGUUGUGAAGAUUGUGCAAAUGAAGCAUUUAAAAAUUUCCAUCGUUUUGAAUGUCCGGUCAUCGAUUUCAUGUUUAAAAUGUUAAAUAUCAUUCAAUUGAGCGCUGUUCGAGUGGCCAUUUGUGCGCUCACCAGUUUUGAUAGUGUUGAUGCACUACUUAAACUUACAAAUGAUCCGGAAACGAAUAAAAUAAAUGCAUUUACGCUGGAGUACAAGGAGAAAAUGUCGAAAUCAGAACUGUACAAACCAAUUCAUACACUUGAAACAAAUCAAAAUAAACGAACAACGGCCGAUCUAUUUCAACGUGCUGUUAUAACGGCCGUUAUUUAUCGUGCAUUAAUUUCACAUACACCAUUGGCAGAGUUGUUGCAGUGCGAUGACCAUAAGAAAUUGCUAAUGGAGCUCAUCUUUCGACAUUUACAAACUGCAUCAACGAAUUUUCAUCGAUUGGAAACGCUUGCAAAUGCCCGAGAUCCAAAUGAUUUGGAUGAUGUUUCGUAUGGAUCGGGUGCAUUUGGUUUUUGUAGUCUUAUCAAUCAUGCUUGCUCACCGAAUAUUGUUCGAUUACCGAUUGGUACACAAAUCGCCGUUUUUGUACUGAGACCCAUCAAAGCUGGAGAGGAAUUACUUGAUAAUUAUGGUUAUCAUCACAGCCAUGAACGAUUGGAAGUGCGUCAAAAGCAAUUAAAAUUACAGUAUAAAUUCGAUUGCCAAUGUGAUCCGUGUCAAAAAGACUAUCCCGUGUUCAAAGAGCUCAAAGAGGCCAACAUACCAACAUUAUUAACUGAUAACGACAUAACACGCAUCACAAAUCUUGAUAAAGAAUUUGCACGCCAAAAUUUCUCACGGUUUUGUACUUACCUAUCCAAAUAUGCCGAUCAUUACCCGUGCACACAAAUCAGCAGCGUUGAAGAAUGCUUAAAAAUGUGCCUGCUUAUAUUAGUUAAUAACAUACCAUUGAAGCUGCAGUACAAAUAGAAAUUCUCAUACUCAAAUCUCUCUCUAUCGAUCGAUUUUGAUCAGACAUUAGGUUUGAGCUAUGGAUAUAGCGGCCGCUAUUUCAUAGCUGCUAUUCAUAGGCGCUAUUUAUCUCGUUUUAAUGCAUUUAUGCAUAUUGUG
This is a messenger RNA of Contarinia nasturtii (swede midge), 2263 nucleotides long. It is a transcript of the gene Smyd4-4, whose product is annotated as SET and MYND domain-containing protein 4. The record is from RefSeq and is a predicted model, not a curated record. Gene Ontology annotation, molecular function: protein binding. Bases 362 to 2122 code for a protein of 586 amino acids. Lineage: Eukaryota; Metazoa; Arthropoda; Insecta; Diptera; Cecidomyiidae. The transcript has 4 exons.